AUGGCAUCAUCCACCUCCCCACGAACAUGGCGAUGCGAGGUUUGCCUGGAUGACCACAAAGACUACGCUUCAAUCAAUAUUGAUGACCACAAAUUCUGUACAGCAUGCAUCAAGCAACUCUUCGACAAAGCAUUGGCCCACGAAUUCCACUGGCCAGCGAAAUCGCACCGUACGGUCCUUCAUCCCACACAGUUCCCACACGUCGUGUCCGUGGGGUUCAUCACUGCCUACAAGGCCGAUGAGCGAGAGUACAAAUGCGAGAACUUCAGGAGAGGAUACUGCGCAGGUAGUGUCUCAGCUGCAGAUGGUAAAGGAGAAGCGAAACCCUAUGGCAUAUUCGUGGGUCGCCUGCAUUAUGGCGAGGAUCCGAACGUCUAUGCUGUUUCGUCCUGCGCCUCCUGCAAACAGAUGAGCUGCCUCAACUGUGGCCACGGCCUGGAGAGGUUGACAGAUCUUGGCUAUCACGACUGCGUAACUCGCAUCAGCCUGGCUUUGGAGAAGGCCAAGAAAGAGGAAAAUGUCGCAUUUGCCGGGCUGAGGCAAGGCAGAGACUUCCAGAUCUGCCCAAAUGAAUCAUGCCAACGUCGUAUUCAGCUGAGCGAGGCUUGCAACCAUGUGGUCUGCGCUUACUGCGGCAUGAGCUUCUGCUUCGUGUGUGGAACGCCACAGGCAGAGGACGGAGGACACUGGCAACGAAGCGGGUACCCAAGGUACAACUUGCCAGGCGAGGAAGGUGCAAGGCACGACGAUCAGAGCUUGGCUGGCAGUGACUACGCCGAAACCCAGCCGGACUCCAGACCCCACUCGCCUUUUGCUUGGGGUAAUGCUCGAGCUCUAGGUCAAGGAUGGGAUAACAGGCCAGCUCAAGGUAAGGUAUAG
This is a messenger RNA of Recurvomyces mirabilis, 879 nucleotides long. RefSeq lists its product as uncharacterized. The transcript has a single exon. Gene Ontology annotation, biological process: ubiquitin-dependent protein catabolic process; positive regulation of proteasomal ubiquitin-dependent protein catabolic process; protein polyubiquitination. Gene Ontology annotation, molecular function: ubiquitin protein ligase activity; ubiquitin conjugating enzyme binding; zinc ion binding. The record is from RefSeq and is a predicted model, not a curated record. Bases 1 to 879 code for a protein of 292 amino acids. Lineage: Eukaryota; Fungi; Ascomycota; Dothideomycetes; Mycosphaerellales; Teratosphaeriaceae. Gene Ontology annotation, cellular component: cytoplasm; ubiquitin ligase complex.